GUGUCACCGUAAGGAUCAGACCUGGUUGCCCCACCUCAAAAUCCUGAACAUUCACAGUACAGUACAGAUACUGAACUGAUGUUGGAUAGAGCCGUUUUACAUGAUAUGAAGUUAUACAGCCUGUUGUGCGUCGCUCUUCUCCUGGGGAUCGUCCAAGGAGAGGCCCUGAACCAUUUUAUUCGUCACUACGAGCCUCUCACCUACGACAGCGAGUCGUUGCUAUGGAACCAUCACAGAGUGAGACGCAGUAUGCUGGGGGAGAGGUCUCUAGAACUACAGUUCACUGCCUUUGGAAGGGACUUCAACCUGCUGUUGAAACCUGAGACCCGUUUCUUUCACAAGAACUUCACCCUAACCAUUGACGGACAGAAAUCAAGCAGUCAAUUGGCCAAAAUCCAUCUGUACAGCGGCGUUGAUCAAAAUGACCCUUCUGUUCGUGUCCAUGGCAACCUGGCUCAUGAGGUGUUUGACGGAACGAUUAUUGCCGAUGAGGAGAUGUACCAUAUUGAACCCUCGCGCAGAUAUCUUCGAGAUGCAAGUCACCACAGUGUCAUAUAUCGGCACUCCGAUCUCGACCUCUCCACUGUUGCCGGGGCAUCCUGUGGCUCCUCCCAGGAAUCCAUACGCAAGGAGCUUCUACAAUUGCAAGACUCUGUCAUCCGUAGUGCUGAGUCAGCAAGACUUCGGAAACGCCAGGCAGGGUUCGAUUCCACUCUGGUUAGAUGUUGGCUGUAUGCGAUUGCUGAUAAUAAAUUUGUGACUGCUUUGCAAACAGCUGGAGACAAUCCACUGGGCGUGAUGUCAACUAUUAUAUUGACGGGUAGCAGAAUAUUUGAGAGUACCGACUUUAACAGUGACGGGUUGGCUGACGGCAUUCAUUUUGGUAUUCUUGGUAUGGAGGUCGAGAAUACUCCUCCUGCUAGUGGCACUUUCUUUGCGAACCAGUUUAUUGGUGUACAAGCGUUUCUCAACCAGCACUCGAUAGCUGAUUGGUCACAGUAUUGUCUGAGUUAUCGGUUCACUAGUCGUGAUUUCGAUGAUGGUGUUGUAGGAUUGGCGUACGUGGCAGCACAGCCUGGAGUCAAUGCAGCAGGUGGUAUCUGUGAGAACAUUCAGACGUUUGCUGGAGGUGUGGCCCAGACCCUCAAUACUGGGAUUGUGACCAUCUUAAACUACAACACUCGCAUCCCUUCCCCCAUGUCUGCUCUCACCUUCGCUCACGAGGCAGGACACAAUUUUGGCUCAAACCAUGACCCCCGUGCGGACCCCCCUAACCCUGACGGUGUAUACAUAAUGGACGCCUUCUCCUCAGACGGGAGUCAACCCAACAACGAUAAGUUCUCUCCACGCAGUCGAGGCGAGAUGUUGACAGUCAUUCAAGAUCGUGGCCAGAGCUCCAGUGACGGUUGCUUUGUUCCAGCAGACAGUCUGUGUGGUAACAAUCUCCUGGAUGAGGCGGAGGGGGAACAAUGUGAUUGUGGUCCCCUAGUGGAUAGUAACGGUAUCUGUACCAACAACCCGUGUUGUAAUGGCACUUCUUGUCUACUGAAUGGGAACGCUGAUUGUAGCCCCCAGCAAGGACCCUGCUGCAAUACAUCCACGUGUAUGUUCAUAGAGGCGGCUGCUAACAUGAUGUGCUCCAUGGAAACAGACUGUGCAGCUUCUCAGACAUGUGGUGGGAUGAACGCAUCAUGUCCUGCCCCCGACCCCCGUGCCAAUGAAACCGGCCUCAGCUACCGACUGUGUAUGAAUGGAGAGGCCAUCUGUGACAAUGGAUUCUGUACAGGGACGUACUGUGUUGCCCUGGGGCUCCCUGACUGUGAGUGCAGUGCUGCAGACCAAGCGUGUCAUGUCUGUUGCCGUCUCCCCGGUGCUAAUUGCACCUCGACACUCGAUAUAGCGGCAGAAAAUAUUCAAGGCCUCGCCUCUGCCCUCCCGGGAGGAAUGGGCGCUAAUAAACAAGUGGGCUUCCCCUGUGUCAAUUUCACCGGAUACUGCGAUUUCUUUAAUACCUGUAUGAUAGUGAACGAGGAUGGUGCCCUCAAUCAACUCACAAACCUCAUCUUCAACUCUGCCGAGUUUGUACUCAUCAUUCGCUGGAUAUCAACGAUGUGGUGGGCGGUUGUUAUCAUCGUCAUCGCAUUGAUCAUCAUCAUGUUUAUUAUCGUCAUGCUCUUUCAUUUCUGUCUUCCUCGGCCGGAGAAGCUGAGAGAGAAACGAAGAAGGGAACGUCAAAAUGAACAUGUACAAAUGGAAAAUAUACAUCGCGGUGGAUACUAACAAGCCGACCGUUUUACAAAAGUUUUCCGACACUAUUAAUUAAUAUUGAGUAGAAAAACUCUCUCAUUUUAGCUGCUAAUUCCAUGAAACAUCUACAAUAAUUAUUGUAGGCUUUUAUUGCUCAACGUGUCUAUUAAAUAAUUAUUAGUACAUGUAUAUAAUUUAUUGUACAUGCAAUACAUUAAUUUUGUGAAAAUAAUUUUUAGUGCACUGAA
Halichondria panicea is the source of this 2495-nucleotide messenger RNA. Its product is annotated as disintegrin and metalloproteinase domain-containing protein 10-like. Bases 79 to 2280 code for a protein of 733 amino acids. Gene Ontology annotation, molecular function: metalloendopeptidase activity. Gene Ontology annotation, biological process: Notch signaling pathway; membrane protein ectodomain proteolysis. The transcript has 15 exons. Lineage: Eukaryota; Metazoa; Porifera; Demospongiae; Suberitida; Halichondriidae. Gene Ontology annotation, cellular component: plasma membrane. The record is from RefSeq and is a predicted model, not a curated record.